Ilyonectria robusta is the source of this 669-nucleotide messenger RNA. RefSeq lists its product as uncharacterized. Lineage: Eukaryota; Fungi; Ascomycota; Sordariomycetes; Hypocreales; Nectriaceae. The transcript is spliced from 2 exons. The coding region runs from base 1 to 669 and encodes 222 amino acids. The record is from RefSeq and is a predicted model, not a curated record.
AUGGAUCCCCUUAGCAUCACUAGGGCUAUUGUCGGCCUCCUACAGCUCACUCAAGCUUGUCUGAGGCUGGGCAAAAGACAUCUCGGUCCUUCCCAGCAUACUACUGCAAGCCUCACUGCUCUCUUACAGGAACUAUACUGCUUCAACGACGCAAUGACGACCCUGCAAGCUCAUCUCCUUGAAACUUGCGAGAAAGACAAGACUAGAUUAAACGCUUUCGCCUUCCUGGAAAGUUCCCUCAAGAACUGCAAUGAUGCACUGUUUUUAUUACAGAAACAACUUGCCAGCACCACAUUCAUGGAUCGAAAGGUUGUGGGCAAGAGUUUUGACAGAAAGCUCAACAAAUCAUUAGACGUCUUAAGGAGCGGACGAGGCGAAGACAUACGCGAGAUGCAGUCCAGUUUCGACACUGUUGGCGGUUACGUAUUAGAUCUUAGCCGUCAGUUCGAACGGCAUACCAAGCAAGCGGAGAGGAGACAUAUGGAAACACAUUCUACGAUCCAGACACUUGACGAGAAUGUCCCAAAGCUCCGUGAUGGCACGAACCCGGGGGAACAAAUUCGGAGACGGGUAGAGUGGGCCUAUUGGAUUUUAAUUGCACUCCAGUCUGUUAUGCACUUAGUUAUUACUAAGAUGUUGUUAAUCUUUGACAGUAUCUACAGUAAUUAG